Molecule: messenger RNA, 3592 nt
Organism: Boleophthalmus pectinirostris (great blue-spotted mudskipper)
Lineage: Eukaryota; Metazoa; Chordata; Actinopteri; Gobiiformes; Gobiidae
Gene: tmem259
Product: transmembrane protein 259
Exons: 12
Coding region: 570-2705 (711 amino acids)
Biological process (GO): positive regulation of ERAD pathway; response to endoplasmic reticulum stress
Cellular component (GO): endoplasmic reticulum
Source: RefSeq, a predicted model, not a curated record
UCUCUUGAAUCUGUGAAGAGGAGCAGUAAGUCAAAAUUACGACACAUGGGGCAGUCUGUUGUUUUCGGCCCUGUUGUAGUUUCGCUGUGGCCGUAGUUUCGACACCGAUCAGUCGCGUACAAGAUGUUUUAUCAGAACUAAAGCAUAAAGUUAUUAGUAGAAUUUACAUUGGCCCGAGUUCAUUCACUGCGGUUGAUUUGUAAUCGACAAUAAUACAUACUUGGUUAAGUGUCAACCAAUAUCGCGCGGUAUUCGCACUGGAACCAGUUUAUCUUGAUAGUUGCUUGUUAGCUUAGCCACCCAGUCUGUGCUAAUCAGUUCGCUGUUGCGUGAGACUUCUCUGUCUGCGUUUAUAACGCAGGAACAAAAUGAGCACACAGUCCCCAAUAUAACUGUGUUGUACAACCCCAUAUCUAUGUCCCGGAGGUCAGAGGAUACAGCUAAUUACCACAGCCUUCACAGCAGAUAUGCUGACCUAGGAGCAGCGCAGAGACGUUUCUGUGCAGAGUGACCUGAGCUGACUGUGACCUCGAUUCCUCCCAAACCCCAGUCCCUGUCUGCAAGAGGUCAUGUCGGACAACACGCCCAACAACAAUGUGCCUCUCAAUAAUAAUAACAACCGCAUGCGGAACCCCAACAUCAACCAGAACCCGCUCAUCAAUGUUCGUGACCGCCUCUUUCACGCCCUCUUCUUCAAGAUGGCUGUUACCUAUGCCAGACUCUUCCCUCCGUCCUUCAGAAGGGUGUUUGAGUUCUUUGUUCUUCUCAAGGCACUCUUCGUCCUGUUCAUCCUCGCCUACAUACACAUUGCCUUUUCACGAUCACCCAUCAACUGUCUGGAAGGGGUAAGGGACCGCUGGCCUCGUGACGGCAUCCUCCGGGUGGAGAUCCAGAGGAACUCCACCAGAGCCCCUGUUUUUCUUCAGUACUACGACUCGAGUUUCCAGGAGGAGAUGGAGGCAGAGGAUACUGGGGGAGGUCCGAGUAUAGCUGGGCUCAGUCUGGCAGCGCUGCAGGACGAAGAGGAGGAAGAGGAGGAGAUGACUCUGGAGAUGUUUGACAAUAGCUCUGUGCAUUUUGAGUUGGACCUGGAGCCUCGCCUGAAGCCCUCCCUAGUUGGUGGAGCUGUGGGGGCAGGAGGAGGAGGAGGGCCAGCAGUGAACGAAAGCCAGGAUGUCUCCUUCAGCCAGACCACUAAAGGUAUGCAGCCGCUGCAGGACUCUGUGUCUGAGCUGGAGAUGCUAACCAGAGCAGUUUGGCCUCAAGAGGAGUACAUUGUGGAGUAUUCUCUGGAGUAUGGUUUCCUGCGCCUGUCUCAAAGCACCAGACAAAGGCUAAAUAUCCCUGUCAUGAUAGUUACUCUGGAUCCCAUGAAGGAUGAAUGUUUUGGGGAUGGCUUUAGUCGCUUCUUGCUGGAUGAAUUUUUAGGCUAUGAUGAUAUCUUGAUGUCCAGUGUCAAGGCCCUGGCAGAGAAUGAGGAAAACAAAGGAUUUUUGAGAAACGUGGUUUCUGGUGAACAUUACCGCUUUGUCAGCAUGUGGAUGGCAAGGACGUCAUACCUGGCUGCUUUUGUCAUUAUGGUAAUCUUUACUUUGUCCGUUUCUAUGCUGCUCAGAUAUUCGCACCAUCAAAUCUUUGUCUUUAUUGUGGACCUUCUUCAGAUGUUGGAGAUGAACAUGACCAUUGCUUUCCCCGCUGCCCCUCUGCUCACAGUCAUCCUGGCGCUUGUUGGAAUGGAGGCCAUUAUGUCUGAAUUUUUUAAUGACACAACAACUGCCUUUUACAUCAUCCUCAUUGUGUGGUUAGCUGACCAAUAUGAUGCUAUCUGCUGUCACACUAACACUAGCAAACGCCAUUGGCUGAGAUUCUUUUAUUUAUACCACUUUGCCUUCUAUGCUUAUCACUAUCGCUUUAACGGCCAGUACAGCAGCCUGGCCUUGGUAACAUCCUGGCUUUUUAUCCAGCACUCCAUGAUCUACUUUUUUCAUCAUUAUGAACUUCCUGCCAUCCUACAACAAAUCCGGAUUCAGGAGAUGCUUCUACAGAACCAGCAGGCGGGCCAGAACAACCCCACAGCCCUGCAGGACAGCGCCUCUGCUACAGUGCAACCUGGACCUGCUCCUGACGCAGCCCCUCCCGCACCUGUUGCCCCCGGCCCUGAGACAGAGACCCAGACGGAGCUGCAGACCGCUGCCUCUGCACCAGCCUCCACCUCAAACCCCACCACGUCAAACCCCACCAUCUCUGAGGCUGCUGCAGGGGAUGUCCGCUCGGAGCUCAACUGGGUGGCUCAGACCGCAGCCAUCAUCACUGAGGCUCUGUCCAGCUCAGCCCAGCAAAGCAGCACAGUGCAUUUCAGAGUCAGGGAGGGGGGGUCUGCCUCCACUACAGGAGACAAUGGGACUCUGGGGGCAGGAGAGAUUAAUAUGGAAGUGUGGGUUGGAGGGGCAACACCGAGAGGUGAAACAGAAAACAGUACAGUAGGACCAGAUGUCACAACAUUAAAAAAUAAGAACUCAGUGAUGGAUGCUACAUCCACAGCCGCAUCCCCACCAAGCCCCACGUUUGUCAGACAACCACAGGAAGCACAAGUGGCCUCUGGAGGGAGCCCUACUCCUUUACAAACAGACUGUGCUAUUUUACAGACUUCAGGUACAGACUGGGACCCUAGAGCUGAGCAGAACUCCUCCACUAGCCCUUCAUGAGACCCAAUGACAAUAUCUCACUUAUCAGACUUUGUGCCUCAGCAAGUGAGCUAAUCAGAGGGUUCAAUAAUAAUUACCUAUUUUCUGAGAUUAGUUCUCAUUUUAAGUGAAUCCAAAGUGAGAAAACAGGGUGUUGGACCAUUGAUAAUAAAAAAAAAAGACUAAAAUAAUAACCAGACAAGUUUAAAUCAUUAAAAGCUUUCUUGUUGCAUCAUUAGUGGUCUGGACCCACCUUCUAGUCAGUUCAGAUUUUCAUCCUCUGAAUGGGAUUCAAAUGGGCCCAUCAGUGGAUUGUCUUUCUCGAAUUGACUAAAAUGUGAAGCAUCACUCUGUGAGACCUUAUAGCUGCUGGUUGGGAUCAUUUUGCUUAGUUUAAUCUACAACAUGUUUAAUACAAACACAUGAGAAUGUUAAACAAGAUGUAAGUUUUUUUGUACCAGACUGAAGGACUGAAGCACAAGAGAUACUUUUCAGAGUUUUAUUUAUGAGAACAGAUUCUCAGAAAAAGUACUUUGGCCAGGACACAACAGUGGAUGACUGUCCUGUGCCAAUGAAUGCCUUAUGAAUAUCCCCAUAUGGACAGUACAAUGCACAGAUCUGCUGAAACUUACCCAAUACACGUUCCCCUGCCUCCCAUGAGAGGUGCUGUGUUCUUUUACAGAAUUAAGAAACUGGCUGCGUUAAUAAUACCAAUUCUGAAGUGACUAAAACUAAACACUGUGGAUGUAAGGUGUGUUUUGCCUGAUUUUGGGAGUGUGGUAAAGAUUGCUGAUGCACACUUGGAAAUAUGACUGUGCCUCUGCAGCGAGAUUAAAGCUUAAUCAUUGAACUCUUCAAAUGUAUUUUAUUGUUCAGUAAAGUUGGCUCACAUCAGCUGUCUGCCCAAA